UUAUCUUAGGACAUAAUUUCAAAGCUACAACCCAAAUGUUUUUGGUUCGUUAUGUUGAGACUUACUUUCAUCCUUGUCCAAUUAUGCAAAUUUCUCGCCUAUUCCUUUUGUCUUACGGAAAAAGUUUCCAAUUUCCUUUGUUGAAGGAUAUUGGGCUGCUCAUCAGUGUACAUGAUGUUGUUCAAUGUACUGAGCUAUAACAAUAUUUUGUGCUCUAACUAAGGAUUUUGACAGCUUGUGGCCAAUUAUUGAACAUAAGUGCUUUAUUACUUUGUUUCUGAAAAUUCCAUUAUCCUAAGAAAUAGCUAUCUCAUCCAUUUCAGAUGUGUUCAGCAGUUGAUCGUACCUCCGAUUUUAUACGUUCCGUUCAACUUAGUCGUUCUAAAUUGAAUGAAUUUAAGCGCCAAGAUGAAUUACCUUCUAAUUCAUUUGGAAAUCACGUAAUGGAUCACACAUCUUUGGGGAUGCCUAAAGCUAAUUCCAAUGAUUCCGUAUUUGAAAACAAUAUUUCACACAAAAUUAAUGUUCCAAAUGGAUCUAUGAAGAAUCAAGAUCACUCUAAUAAAAAAUCUACCGCUCUUAGUCAACGUUCACAGUUUAUGAAAGCGGCCUCAGUUAUUAGUCAAGAUCUAACGAAUACAUUUUCUAAAUUGGAACAGUUGAAUGCAUUAGCUCGCAAACAAACGCUAUUUGAUGAUCAUAGUUCGGAAAUUCAACACCUGACAUAUGUUAUAAAAGAGUCUAUAGCGAAUCUAAACAAUAGGAUUGCUAAUUUACAAGAAAUUUCGAAAUCUCAGGUAUCUGUUGGGAAACAACAAUCUACACACUCUCGUUCUGUACUAAUGGUUUUGCAAACGCAUCUUGCCAAAAUGUCUGAUCAAUUUCGAGGAGUGCUAGAAUACCGUUCUGAGAAUAUAAAGUCACAGAAUGCUCGUAAAAGCAAAUAUAGUUCAUUGGAUGACAAGUAUGAAUCAUCUGAAACAAUGUCAUCUAUAAAGCCUCCACAUGUUGUUAUUCCGUCAGUUUUGUUAAAAGAUGAUGAACGUGCUAGAGAAGCUUUACUCAGUGAAAAACAAGGAAAUGAUGGAUUGGAUGGUUUAGGGAAUUUAGGACCAUCUACUCUACCUAUAAACUCAAAUUUAGGACUUGCUCAAAAAUAUAUCAAUCCUGAUCAAACUGAUUCCUAUUUAUUAUCUCGAUCAGAUGCAAUGCAAAGUAUUGAGCAUACAAUUGUUGAACUAGGACAGAUUUUUCAACAAUUAGCUACUAUGUUUUGUUUUACAAAUGUGUAUAUAUGUAGGUUCAUGAACAAGAUGAAUCAAUUCGUCGUAUCGAUGCUAAUGUUGAUGAUGCAACAAUUUCCAUUGAAGCUGGUCAUUCAGAAUUAAUUCGUUAUUUUAAUUCAAUUAGUUCAAGUCGAUGGCUUAUGAUUAAAGUAUUUUUUGUUUUAAUUAUAUUUUUUGUAAUAUUUGUUGUAUUUUUUGCUUAAUUUUCUUCGGUUUUGUUUUUUAUUAUCAUUAUAAUUAGAGAAUGUAAGUAACAAUAAGGUGGAGGGGGAAGCAUAUGUUGAAAUACCUCUCUACUACUGAUUACAUAAUUACACUAUUUUGUUUUGUACCUUAUCGUUUUAUGGUUACAAAUACACAUACACACACACACACUAACAUACAUGCAUAGAUACAAAUAAAGUUUCAUACACAUUUCAUAUGUACGUAUGUAUGUAAGUACACAAAAGAAUAUGGUAUAUUUGAAUGACACAGAGAAGUUGGAAAAGCCUACUAGGAUUCCAAAUAGCUAUUCGUUUUCAAUAAUUAAUAAAUAAACAACCUGUCUUUCAUUCAAUUAACUCACUAUAUAUAAUAAUGAGUUUGGUUCUUAUGUAGUCUAGUUAGUUGUUGUGAAGGGGAUCAUUAUAGACAAUGAAGUAAAUAGGACUUAUUAAAUAUUAUAUUUCCUUGUCUCUAUGUGUUCCGUUCAUUCUUUCUUUAUACUCUGAUUAUUUUCUUUUAUUCUGAUAUUCUUAUUUUUUGUUUGUUUGUAAUUCUAUUUGCAUCAUUGAUGCUGUGUUCCCUUUAUAUAUAUAUAUAUCAACGAUGCAUUGUGUUUCUAGCGCGUGCACCCACCCACACACACACGAACUUUCUCUUAUACCUUUUCAAUCUAUACCUUCAGUCUUACCAUCUUCCAUGAAAUUAUGUACAGUGUGUAAAUCCAAAAUGUUUGACGAUAUUAUUUGGUCUUGUACUUCUCUUUUUUUUGGUACCCAAAUGGUUGAACUGUGCAACAUUGUUUAGUUAAAUAUAUAAUGACUGGGUCUAUUUAUCUCUGCCUUAUUGUAUGUAAAUGAUAGAUAAUUCAAUGAAUAUUACAGAUUGUUAUUCAUUUGUAUUGUUAAUAUAUUUAGAUCAAAUGACUUCAUUUAUUUUAGCCUUUGUACUUUCAUUUUGCCCCUUUAUUGUUUUGUAAAAAGAUUGUAUCAAGUUGUUUUCUUUCAUUCUGUUUACUGUGUAAGGUGAACUGAUUAGCUCUUCUUCUCUUUUUUAAAGAAAAGGAGGAAGAAAGAAUACACAAUUUAGAGGUGAUAGGAUAUAUGUCCGUGGAUUGGUUGAGGUUAGACAUCAACACCGUUGGAUGCCGGCCGACUCAGUGGUCAAUUGGUUAAAUGCUCUGGCGCGAGACUGGUAGGU
Molecule: messenger RNA, 2687 nt
Organism: Schistosoma rodhaini
Lineage: Eukaryota; Metazoa; Platyhelminthes; Trematoda; Strigeidida; Schistosomatidae
Source: the annotation of a GenBank genome assembly